CUCUACACACCGACGGAAGGAAUGCGCCGAUACGAAAAUGCCGAAAACUCCAUGAUUUAUGCCAUAGGUAGGAAAACUGCAGGGCGGAAAGGCAGCAAGGCAGCAAGGCAGAAAGGCAGCCAACCAAUCGGUGACGACUUAAAAACGUAACACCACCAUGCAUGCAUCCUUUCGCCCGGUCACUGAUUGAGCCCAUCCCCCCGGCGGUGAUCUCUCUAGGUGCUGAAGGUCAGCAUCCAUCCAUCCAUCCAGCAAACCGUGCAUGCAGUCGUCUGGCUAAUCAGAGGGAGCGAAGCAGGGGCGAAGGAAAAGCCCCCCUGACUAACUAUGCGCCCGCCACUCGCUUCCCCUUGUCGGCUACCAGUCCAGUGUGUAGUGUGUUGUUUGUUUGGAUCUCUCUCUAUGUGUGUGUGUGUUGUGUCUGUCUAACUGUCUAGGGUUUCUUGAGUCCGUAUUUCUCGGGCUGGAAGAUGUCCUUGAUGACCGCAUCAACCACCUCUUGCAACUGAAACACACACACACACACACAGAGACACCCACACACACACGGUGGUUGCUGCCUGGAGUAUGGUCACUGACUGACAGAUUGGCUGACCUCGACGCGCGCCUUGGCGGGGUCCGAUGACGACAUCUCAGAGUACCACUUGAGCUUCGGCUCAGUGCCUGACACACAUACACACACACACAGACCAUUUACCGACACACCACACCCACGGUGUGCAUGUGAUGUCAACCCACCACCCUCCCAGUCACCCUCCCUGUCACCUACCGGACGUGCGGGCCGUCAGUGUGGCGCCGUUCUCGAACGUCAGUGUGACCUGACCACACACACAAUCACACAGGCAGACAGCAGACACACACAAGAUGCACCCACAGUCUCACCACAUCGCCCCCCCCCCUCUCACACCUCUCACACACGCGUACCGUACCAUUUGUGAGGUGGCUGUGAGUGGGAAGGUGCAUUUCUUGUCAGGUUUGGUGGAGUCGUAUCCGACGGUGACGUCUCGGAUGGCGGUGACCUUGAACUUGCCCAGCUGCCACUUGUACUGGCCGUUGUUGCGGAACUCGUCGAAGAUGGCCUUGAAGGUCGGCGGGUCGUAGCACAGGAAAUAAGCGUUGUUCGUCACGAAGUAACCGUACCUAUACACACACACACAGGCAGACAGAGGCGUGUGUGGGGUGUGAUGGGUGUGAUGGGUGUGAGGAGGAGGGUGGUUCCUUACUUCUUUCGGAGUUCGUCGAGUUUGUCGUGUACGGUUUUGCCCUGUGCGUAGAGCUCGCAUGCCAUCUCGACCCACACGCCGGAUGCCGACACGCCGUCCUUGUCCGCAACCUUCUCGCUCAGCUGGUAGCCUGCACCACACACAGCCACACAUACACGUGUGUGUGACACAGUGGCGUGUGGUGCGAGGCUGGCGGGGUGGGUGCGGUGCAGGUAAGGAAGGUACCGAGUGCCUCUUCGUAUGCCAGAAGGUGCUCGAAUUGCUCCUUGUUGCGGACCUCCAUCGACUUGUUGGCCAUCCACUUGAAGCCCGUCAUCGUGUCCUGCAGGACAUCCAAGAUGCAAUGCACAUGCCGUAAUCAGACGAGACGAGCAGCUCGCCUUUUUGUGUGCUUGUGUUGUGUUGGUGCUUCCCUCCCUGACCUCGAAUCGACAGCCCUCAGUCUCGGCGAGUUUCUUGAGCAUGCGGGACGACACAGCCGAACAGAUGAACAGCAUGCUCGCUGACCCGCCGACACACAUAGACACACACAUACACACGUGACAGUCACACCAUGGGUACAUGGGUGCGCGUGUGUGUGUGUGUGUGUGUGAGGUACAUGCGGGAAGUCCCUUCUCCUUGAAGGCCUGGAACUGGUAUGCGCCGAACAGAAUGCCCAACUCGUCGCCAUGGAAAAUGUGCCACUUGCCGCUGACAAAAACGGAACACAAACACGCAUCCAUCCAUCCGCUUUUUUGUCGUGUGUGUGUGUGUCUGUGUGUGGCACGCACUCCUUGGUCUUCUCAGCAGCGGCGAAUCGGUCGGCGUCCGGGUCGUUGGCGAUGACCAUGGGGGAGCCCUCCUUGUCGGCCAAGGCCAUGGCCAAAUCCUGCCAUCCAGUCACACGCGCACGUGGUCGGUUGGUGGAUCGGUCCUUCCUUGUGCUGACUGACUGACCAGUGCGCCCUUCUCCUCAGGGUUGGGGAACGACACCUGCGAUGCCAUGCACACCACACAAGAUCACACACACACACGCACUCAGCCACGCUGGUGGUGGAUGUGUCCGUAUGUGAUGUGUCUGGUGUGUGUGUGUGUGUCGCAUGGCAUAAUCAUACGGUGGAGAACUCAGGGUCGGGGUCACGCUGCUGCGGCACUGGUACCAGUAGAUAGAUGAGGACACACACAUACACACACAGACACGCAGACACACAUGACACCACAUGGCACGACGUGGGCAUGGAAGAGCAAGGAGGACAGGGGAGCUCAGCUGUGCGUACCGACGAUGAGGUUUUUGAAUCCGAACUUCUCGACUAUCUGACUCACAAACGGGUAACCCACACCUAAACACACACACACACGCGUAGGGAGAAAUGCAUCAUCACAUGCACGUGCGGUCGCCACCUCACCGUGCAUGGCCGUGUAGACGAUCUUGAGGUUGCUCUUGGCAGUGGCCUCGCUGUCAGAGAAUGCGAGCACAGCACACAGAUGGACGACGGCUGUCAUGCUGUCUGUGGUAGUGUGUGUACGUGUGUGUGUGUGGUAACUUACGGCUUUCGGGCGAGGUCCUUUGGGAUUUCCGUCAUGUAGCUGCCCACAGACUCGUCGUACAAGUCGACUAUCUUGGAACUGAGAGGCACAUGCGAGACAGACAGAUACAUACAGCUUGGUCAGUCAGUGUGCAUGUUGUGUGUGUGCGGCUGGCUGCGUAGGUACGUGUCUUUGAGGAGUCCGGUGUUAGCGUCGAGUAGUUGGUCAACGCCCUCCCACUGGUUGAGGUUGGCCAUGAUGCACUCGGAGAUGUGCUCGUCAACCGGAGGGAUGAUCUGAGGAACAUGUAUACACACACCACACCAGACAGCACCCAGACAGACAGAUACUUCCCUUCGUUCCCAUGGAGACGUCCCACGCCCCACCACCCAACCCACCUGAGCGCCGUUGUCGCCGUAAACCUUGUAGCCUGCAAGGCAUGCGACACACACAACACCACCAACACGAAACUGCACAAGUUCUCGUCUGUCAGGGGGUGUGUGUGCGCCGUGUAUAUAUAGGAUACUGUGCCUACCGUUGUCGAUUUUGGGGUUGUGCGAGGCGGUGACCAUGACGCCGCACGACGCAUGGCGGGCCUUGGUGGCGUAAGCCUGAACACCAUUCAUGUGUUCACGCGAGGGAGUCAGCGAGUGAGGUCACACACGUGGUCGCAUGGUAUGUUUGCGUCUCGUACGUACGUACGAACCACCAUGGGUGUGGCGACGGUCUUGAGGUAGAGGUACACCUUGAACCCCUUGGACAGAAACACCGCAGCGGUCACGUGGGCAUACCUACACACACACACACACACACACAUAAGACAUGGAUGCAGAGGCUUGUCUGUCUGUGUAUCUGUGUGUCUGUGUGUGCUCACCGCUGUGAGUUGUGCCGUCCGUCGAGUCCGAUGACAACGCCGCGCUCCUUGGCCAUGUCGCCCAGAGACUUCAACACAUACGUGCAGAGACCCUGACGGAGGGACACACACACCCACACACACGCAUCCAUGCGCCGAGGCUCCUUCCUUCACCGCCCGCAUGCAUGCGUGUAGGCACCUGUGAGGUCUGGAGCACGACCACGUCGUUCAUGCGGUUGAAGCCAGCACCCAUGUUGCCGCGGAGACCAGCCUGAACCAACACAUGUUGCACAGACGGCGUGUACCAUCCACAUGCCAUGCAGCAGGGCAGGUGUGGUGAGCCCGGCUGACCGUGCCGAACGCCAGUCGCUUGCAGAGCCGGUUCUUGAGCUCGUCCAUGUCGCCCUUGUCCACUAUCGCCUGCACAUCACACACAUGCGCCGAUACGCGCAUCUCUCUCCCAUCCGUCUGUCUGUCACGUCACAUGCACCCGAUUUCGACGCCUUUCGCCCACCUUGAGUUCGUCCUGCGUCUGCUUCCUCUUGUCCAUGCCGUACCACUCCUGCAGGUGGGUGCGGGUGGUCAGAUCAGACACCUUCUCGGCGAUGGCCGCCACCUCACUCGCGGGCAACAGCGACAUGGUCUUGUACGUUGAUGUACGUAACCAACGGACCUAACGAGGGAUCGGAUCAACCGACGCGCGGGGCUGCUCGCCGAAACUUGAACGGGGCUGAAGGGAG
Vitrella brassicaformis is the source of this 4322-nucleotide messenger RNA. NCBI's taxonomy places the organism in Eukaryota, Vitrellaceae. The record is from the annotation of a GenBank genome assembly.